UUGAUGUGUUCUCAGUCUCGUGGUGUAAUUUGCGCGAUACACUCCUCUUGUUGUUCAGCGUUUUAAGAUACAGACUGAUCACUGUUGAUUAUAAUUAGCUUACAGAACAGAUAAAGCCUCUAUCACAUUGGCGGUGCUCAAGUGGACACAGGGUAGUGCGUUAUAAUCAUGAUUUAUUGAAAUGUCUUUGCUGAACCUCUCGUUGUUAUUUACUGCCAUUGCGGUAGUCUUAAGUUAUCAUGUCAAUGGCCAGAGGCUUCUUGAUAACCGACAGCGAACUUUCACAAUUGACUACGAGAAUAACACAUUUCUGCUGGACGGCGCACCAUUUCAAUAUAUUGCAGGAUCAUUCCACUAUUUUCGCGCUUUGCCACAAGCAUGGGGCCCAAUAUUGAAAUCGAUGAGAGCUGCUGGAUUGAAUGCUGUUACUACAUAUGUAGAGUGGUCCCUCCACAACCCGAAGAAAGGAGUGUACAAUUGGGACGGGAUGGCUGACAUAGAGCGAUUUGUCCAAUUGGCACAAAAUGAAGACCUGCUGGUAAUUCUUAGACCAGGCCCGUAUAUCUGCGCUGAACGAGAUAUGGGAGGAUUUCCAUACUGGUUGCUUAAUAAAUAUCCAGGCAUUCAGUUACGAACGGCUGAUGUUGCCUAUCUGAGGGAAGUUCGCACUUGGUAUGCAGAGUUGUUCUCCAGGUUGGAACCGUAUUUUUACGGAAACGGCGGCCCCAUCAUCAUGGUACAAGUCGAAAAUGAAUAUGGAUCAUUCUUUGCUUGCGAUUACAAGUACAUGAAAUGGCUGAGAGACGAAACAGAGCGAUACGUUAGAGGCAAGGCUGCCCUCUUCACAAAUAAUGGACCAGGUCUUACACAAUGCGGGGGCAUUGAUGGAGUUCUAAGUACUCUGGAUUUUGGUCCAGGAACGGCGCUAGAAAUAGACGGAUAUUGGAAAGACCUUCGUAAGUUACAACCAAAGGGCCCAUUAGUGAAUGCGGAGUACUACCCCGGUUGGUUGACCCAUUGGCAAGAACAGCAAAUGGCACGUUCUCCUAUCGAACCGGUAGUUACAUCUUUGAGAUACAUGUUGAGUUCAAAGGUGAACGUUAACAUCUAUAUGUUUUACGGUGGAACAAAUUUCGGGUUCACUGCUGGAGCAAACGAACAAGGACCAGGACGAUUCAUCCCGGACAUCACAUCAUAUGAUUACGAUGCACCUUUGGAUGAAUCUGGAGAUCCGACACCAAAGUAUGAAGCCAUUCGGAAAGUGAUUUCGGAGUUCUUCCCCGUACCAAACGGCCCAUUACCAACACCAACACGGAAAAUGUCCCUGCCCUCCGUUAUACUGAGACCAGUUGACAGCCUUCUGAACAAACAAUUUCUUCGCAAAAUCGCUUCUCCAGAGGUAUUUAACCCUACCCCUUUGACCUUUGAAGCCCUCAAUCAGUACUCUGGACUGGUGUUGUAUGAAGCGCUUUUACCGACGGAUUUAAAAUCAGAUCCACUGAAAUUGACCGUUGAGAAAGUGUACGACCUUGGUUACGUUUUCGUGGAUACGAACUUCAUCGGAACACUUUCAAGGCAGAAUGCUAUUAACACCCUUCCAAUCACGCAAGGCACAGGCGAAAAACUACAAAUCGUUGUCGAGAACCAAGGGCGCAUCAACUUUGGAACUCCAAACGAUUUCAAAGGACUCGUUGGAAAUGUGUUCAUCGAUACAGGAAAACUUCUCAACUGGACUAUGACUGGUAUUCCGCUGGAAAACACUACCAAAAUAAGCGAAUAUAUUGUUCAAAAGCAUCUGUCGGACAGAAAGAAAUCUUCGAAGCGACCCAAAAUCAGCCAGGGUACGCCUAUGCGUCAUGGGCCCAUGGUGUUCUACGGCAAUUUUGAUAUCGCAAGGAUAGACAUCCUUGACACUUAUUUGAAUCCGUCCGGGUGGGGUAAGGGGGUCGUUUUUAUCAACGGUUUCAAUCUAGGAAGAUACUGGCCUCGGGUAGGACCGCAAAUAACCCUUUAUGUACCGCGGCAUAUUCUUAAGAGUACGAUGAAUGAGAUCAUUCUGAUAGAGUACCAAACAAUUAAGGCGCCAUUUAUGACUGUCGGAUUUGAUAAUACACCGAAAUUUAAUUGAAUUGAUUUUGAAUCAAUCUGACAGGACAAACCAACAGAAAAUAAAAAAAUGCACAUUAUAAAA
Aedes aegypti (yellow fever mosquito) is the source of this 2191-nucleotide messenger RNA. Its product is annotated as beta-galactosidase. Gene Ontology annotation, biological process: carbohydrate metabolic process. Gene Ontology annotation, cellular component: vacuole. Lineage: Eukaryota; Metazoa; Arthropoda; Insecta; Diptera; Culicidae. Bases 182 to 2128 code for a protein of 648 amino acids. Gene Ontology annotation, molecular function: beta-galactosidase activity. The record is from RefSeq and is a predicted model, not a curated record. The transcript has 9 exons.